Messenger RNA from Oikopleura dioica, 717 nucleotides. NCBI's taxonomy places the organism in Eukaryota, Metazoa, Chordata, Appendicularia, Copelata, Oikopleuridae. The record is from the annotation of a GenBank genome assembly.
AUGGCAGUGCUAGGAUGGGCAACCGUAUUCAUAACCCAGUCGAAAAAACUUGAAGUCCUAGGGUACUUAAAACAUGACAUCCGGCUUGAAGAACUACAAUCUUUGAUUGACUCGUCUUCGCUUUCGAACAUCCACCUCGCCGCUGGAACACAUCACAUUGCCGCCACUGAUGGCAAACGCUGCGUCAUUUCAACCCCGAAAGGAGUCAAAACCUUUACAAUGAGUAGUCCGAGGCCGCAGAAGAAAACUCAGAAUAAGAAAUUGGAGGUGAACGAGGAGAUAGGCAGGCAACGACUCGCACAGAAGCUUACUGUAAUCGAUAGGCCCAAGCCGAAAAUCUACCCAGUCGCGCAGAGUUCGAUUUUGAGUAGAGUGCGGACCUUUAUGCCAGCAAUGCAGAAAGCACAAGAAGAUUUAUACAAGAAGAUGAAGGCAGAGGGUGACGAAAGUGUAAAUUUGGAAAAUACAGAAAACGACGAGCGAGUGGUAGAGUUUAAUUGUGGAAUCGUACCUUCGGAACUCAUUGCAGACUCAUCCGAUUCCGAUAGCGACACCGACUCAGAUGAAGAGAUGGAUCCAGAAGAAUUGAGACUUAUUCAUCUGAUUAACAAUAAGAUGGGCCAUCGAAACGAGGCAAGCAGUGAGGCAAGCUCGGGAAGCACAGGAAACGGAAACAAAAUUGAGAUGCUCAAAGACAAUCAAAUGAUGGAGGAAUAG